CAUUCAUUACACUCUCACUCCCACUCUCACCUAGACUUCUUCCUCUCCGUGCUUGACGCUGUUGUCGGGCCGCCGCCUCUCCCCGUUCAGUGCCGCCGCCGCCUCUCUCCCACUUUGUCCCGCCGCCGCUGCCUCUCUACCAGUAUAGGGAGCCACUAUGUUCUUCCACAUAGUUUUGCAGAGGAACAUGCAGCUGCAUCCACGGCACUUUGGCCGUAAUCUCCGUGAGAAUCUGGUGUCAAAACUCAUGAAAGAUGUUGAGGGUACUUGCAGUGGUCGACAUGGUUUCAUAGUAGCAAUUACGGGAAUUGAGAACAUUGGUAAAGGAUUGAUUAGCGAUGGGACAGGUUUCGUCACUUUUCCCGUUAAAUACCAAUGCGUCGUGUUUCGACCAUUCAAGGGAGAAAUCUUAGAAGCAAUUGUUACUAUGGUAAACAAGAUGGGUUUCUUUGCUGAAGCUGGACCUGUUCAGAUUUUUGUUUCAAACCAUUUGAUACCAGAUGAUAUGGAGUUUCAGUCUGGAGAUAUGCCAAACUAUACCACUUCGGAUGGAUCAGUUAAGAUUCAGAAGGACAGCGAAGUUCGAUUAAAGAUAAUCGGGACUCGAGUCGAUGCAACUGAAAUAUUUUGUAUUGGCACCAUUAAAGAUGACUUCUUGGGUGUCAUAAAUGACCCUGCGACAGCUUAGAACAAUCUUGGUCGGGAAUUUCUUCCCUAAGUUACCAGCUUGUUGUACACAUUGUUAGUUUACUAAUUUUACUGUCUAGUUUCUGCAUUUCCUUGACUGUUCUCUGUCGAAUGAAACGGAUUCGUUUGCCCGUUACUUGGUGUAGCAAUAUUUGGAAUGAGAAACGUAUUUAUAACGACCUAA
Molecule: messenger RNA, 871 nt
Organism: Cucurbita maxima (winter squash)
Lineage: Eukaryota; Viridiplantae; Streptophyta; Magnoliopsida; Cucurbitales; Cucurbitaceae
Product: DNA-directed RNA polymerase II subunit RPB7
Exons: 7
Coding region: 158-688 (176 amino acids)
Biological process (GO): positive regulation of nuclear-transcribed mRNA poly(A) tail shortening; positive regulation of translational initiation; transcription initiation at RNA polymerase II promoter
Cellular component (GO): P-body; RNA polymerase II, core complex
Molecular function (GO): single-stranded DNA binding; translation initiation factor binding; single-stranded RNA binding
Source: RefSeq, a predicted model, not a curated record